AUAUUUACAUCUUCUGUCUCUACAACCCUAACCCAUUGCAUUCAACAAACCAAAGCUGCCUCUGUAUUUGCCUUUUGUUUUUGCGCAAUUUUUUCUUCAUCUCAUACACACAACACCAACAUGCAAAAUCACAAUUAGCAACAAGCCCCUUACAAAUUCUCACUCAUAUAACCUAAGAGAUAUACAUACAAAUUUGUUAUGGCAACAGCUGAGGCAGCUUCUGCAGGGCUUGGCCCUAGAUAUGCGCCCGAUGACCCUACUCUUCCACAACCGUGGAAGGGGUUGAUCGAUGGCAGCACUGGUGUGUUAUACUAUUGGAAUCCUGAAACCAAUGUUACACAAUAUGAAAAACCUGCCCCCUUAACGUCACCCUUGCCUGCGCCUGUGGCUUCUGCACCGAGCUUGGCACCUAUACCUGUGGCUCACACAAUGCAGGCUGGUGGGAUGGCACCGCAGCAUGGGCAGCAGUUAAUGCAAGGGCAGCCCUCGCAACAGCAGGUGGGUCACCUUGCCCAACAGCAUGGCCAGUCGAUGCCACCUCAGCAACAGCAGCAGCAGAGUCCCCAUAUGGUGCAGACCACUCAGCAGAAUCCCUCUCAGGGUGGUCAGUCUGCACCACAGCAGAACUCAUUGAUGACGCAGUCAGUGCCGCAGCCAGGUUUACAUCAAGCCAGACAGCAAAUGAUGCAGCCCCAGGGGCAGAUGUUGCAGCAGCCUCAAGGACAGCAAAUUCAACAUCAGAUGCCGCCACAGACAAUGCAUUCUCAGCAUUUUGGCCAAGGAAUGCCUCAGGAUCAUGGCUCACAUAUUGUACCUCCACAAGUACAUCAGUUCCCUACCCAAAACAUGCACUAUAUGUCAUAUCAGCAAAACAUUAUUACACCCAGGCAACCAAACUCUCAACACAUUCAGCCAAACACUGUCUCACCUGGGCAACCUAAUCCUCAGCAGGUUCAGCAUAACAUGCAUGGUCAGCCCUUCGAAAAUCAACAAACAGCAUUUCAAAAGGUAGAGGAAACUGAGUUUAAAAAUGGAAGUCAGGUUGGACUUUCACCAUCCCAGUAUCCGCAGAGGAGUACCUUGCCUGCUCAGAAUAAUCAGAACCUUCCUGCUGACACAGCUUCUGGUCAAAUGCCUAAUGUAGGUGUCAAUGCUGGUCAGCCACAGCAAUUCAGGACUUCCUUAUCAGGCAGUGUACAGAAGUCACCCUCUGCAAUGCCAUUGCAGCAGGGUGGAUCUGAUUUAUAUUACCAACAUGGUCCUAACUUUAAUAAGCAGAUGAGCCCAGGAAUGAUGCAUGGUCAUCCAUCCAAUGUCCAUCCUGUUGGCCAAAAGAUGAGUCACGAGGAUAAUUUACGUGGCAGAGCAGGAAAUGAAUAUUACUAUAAUUCUAACAAAGAUAUGCCAACAAUGGGUCGUCCGCAACCAGAUAUGACUCAAAUACCCGUUCCUAGAAAUCAGCAGGAUAUGAGGAUCGGCAAUACUCCUUUUCAAAAUGUAAUGCCAAGUGGAAAUGGAAGUGGUAUUGCUGGGAAUGCUAUGCCUAGCAUGUUUGUUCCUCCAAUGGGAGGACCUUCACCUCUCUCUAAUAACACUUUAAUGAGGCCUUCCUAUAUGGGAUCUUCUGAUGCAAGUGAUCUUUCACCUGCUGAAAUUUACUGCCAGCAACAUGAAGUUACAGCAACGGGUGGUGACAUUCCCCCUCCUUUCAUGACAUUUGAUGCUACUGGUUUUCCUCCAGAGAUAUUGAGAGAGAUAUAUUCUGCUGGCUUCUCAAAUCCAACACCAAUACAGGCUCAAACAUGGCCUGUUGCACUACAGGGUAGAGACAUAGUAGCAAUUGCCAAAACUGGCUCAGGGAAAACAUUGGGUUACUUAAUCCCUGCCUUCAUUCUUCUUAGACAGCGACAAAAUAAUUCUCUGAAUGGCCCCACUGUCUUGGUUUUGGCUCCAACACGGGAACUUGCGACACAGAUUCAUAAUGAGGUUAUCAAGUUUGGUCGAUCAUCACGAGUCUCUUGCACGUGCUUGUAUGGUGGAGCACCUAAAGCCUUUCAACUAAAGGAGUUAGAUCGGGGAGCAGACAUUGUUGUUGCCACACCCGGUCGGCUCAAUGACAUACUUGAAAUGAAGAAAAUUGACUUUGGGCAAGUUUCACUACUUGUGCUUGAUGAGGCUGACAGAAUGCUUGACAUGGGUUUUGAGCCUCAAAUCCGGAAGAUUGUGGAUGAGAUUCCUGCACGAAGACAAACUCUCAUGUACACUGCAACCUGGCCAAAAGAAGUAAGAAAAAUUGCUAGUGAACUUCUUGUGAAUCCAGUCCAGGUUAACAUUGGAAGUGCAGAUGAGCUUGCUGCAAAUAAAGCCAUCACACAGUAUGUUGAAGUUGUCCCACAAAUGGAGAAGCAGAGGCGUUUGGAGCAGAUCCUCAGAUCCCAAGAACGAGGUUCUAAGGUCAUAAUAUUUUGCUCCACGAAGAGGUUAUGUGAUCAACUAGCUCGUAAUAUUGGCCGCACUUUUGGGGCUGCUGCAAUUCAUGGAGACAAGUCUCAAGGUGAGAGAGAUUGGGUUUUAAGUCAGUUCCGGACUGGGAAGUCACCAAUUCUGGUUGCCACUGAUGUUGCAGCUCGUGGGCUUGAUAUUAAGGAUAUAAGGGUGGUAAUAAAUUAUGAUUUCCCCACUGGAAUUGAGGACUAUGUGCACCGUAUAGGAAGAACUGGAAGAGCAGGUGCUACUGGAGUGUCAUAUACAUUUUUCUCUGAGCAGGACUGGAAACACGCAGGUGAUUUAAUCAAAGUUUUGGAGGGUGCUAAUCAGCAUGUGCUUCCAGAGUUAAGACAGAUGGCUAUGCGUGGGCCAUCAAACUUUGGAAAGGAACGGGGUGGGAUGAGUAGGUUUGAUUCUGGUGGUGGGCGUUGGGAGACUGGUGGUCGUGGUAGCAUGAGAGAUGGUGGCUUUGGUGGUCGUGGUGGCAUGAGAGAUGGUGGCUUUGGUGGUCGUGGGGGUGGCAUGAGGGAUGGUGGCUUUGGGGGCCGUGGGGGUGGCAUGAGGGAUGGUGGUGGCUUUGGUGGUCGAGGUGGAGGCAUGAGGGAUGGGGGAUUUGGUGGACGUGGUGGUGGCGGUUUUGGUGGACGUGGUGGCAUGAGGGAUGGAGCUGGUGGGAGAGGUGAUUUCUUUCCUGGUAGGGGCAACAGAGGUAGGGGAUCUGGUGGUCUUCGUGGUGGUCAUGUUGGUUGGGGUAGGGGUGAACGUGGUAUGGAUGACCGUGGACAGGGGCGCGGACGUGGCCGAUUUGACAACAGAAGGGACGCUUCUUACAAAAGUAGAGGAAGAAGUUAUAGUCGAAGCCCAGAUAGAGUCCGAACAUGGGAUUAUAGUAGUAGUAGCAGAAGCCGUAGUAGAAGCAGAAGCAGGAGUUGGAGCAGGGGUCGUAGUAGAAGUCGAAGUCGCAGCUGGUCUCGUGGCCGAAGUUACAGUCGGAGCCGGAGCCGGAGCCGAAGCCAUACCCGCAGCCGGAGUCGGAGCCGGAGCCCCAGUUAUGACAGGCGGGAUAGGUCAGUUCAACAAGUUCCUGAUCGAAAGGAUCUUAGGGCACACGAAGUGGGAACUUCUGAUCCAAGAAUGCUUCCCUUGUCUCCUGGUCCUGGCACACAGGAGAAUUCCUCUUUGGGAAGUGAACAAGGGCAGCAGCAAUCUGUUAUUGGUAGCUCUGAUCCAGGGAAUCCAGAAGCUGUAGCAGACAUUAGUCAUCAAUCAGGUUCUGGUGUUUAGACUCGCGAUUGGAUUCUCGAUUUUUGGGAAGGCAUUCUAACUUUUUGUCUUGAGUGGAUAGGUGGGUAAACCUUCCACUUUAGUUUAAGAUUGUCUUUACAUGGUGAUAUUACCUGAUGGCUAGAGGUUCAUUCACGGGGUAGUGCUGUAAGAAAUGAGUGAACAGUCUAAUAUGAUAUGAUACUGCAUCAACAUUAUUUGGUGGGAGUUGUUCAAUGGGUACCACAGGUGCUUAAUUUUGAUCAAUUGGCGAUGCUCGUCUAGCUUACGUAUCGGUCUGGUUGGUUUUAUUGGAGGGCAUUAUUUUAAUAUUUAUAUGUAGUAUUAGUUGUGGAAUUGGAAUUAAACAAAUUGUAACGAAUCGAUUAUUGUUUUGUACUAGGCAUUGUGGUUAUUAUUCUCUGCUUUUCCCCCUUUA
This is a messenger RNA of Vigna unguiculata (cowpea), 4189 nucleotides long. RefSeq names its product DEAD box RNA helicase family protein. The record is from RefSeq and is a predicted model, not a curated record. Gene Ontology annotation, molecular function: RNA helicase activity; protein binding; nucleic acid binding. Lineage: Eukaryota; Viridiplantae; Streptophyta; Magnoliopsida; Fabales; Fabaceae.